This is a messenger RNA of Pistacia vera, 1773 nucleotides long. Its product is annotated as MDIS1-interacting receptor like kinase 2-like. NCBI's taxonomy places the organism in Eukaryota, Viridiplantae, Streptophyta, Magnoliopsida, Sapindales, Anacardiaceae. Gene Ontology annotation, molecular function: ATP binding; protein kinase activity. Gene Ontology annotation, biological process: protein phosphorylation. The record is from RefSeq and is a predicted model, not a curated record. The transcript has 2 exons. Bases 678 to 1703 code for a protein of 341 amino acids.
AGCUGGGGACAGUGUCCAAAAUUAGGCACCCUAAAGAUGGCAAAGAAUAAUCUUACUGGCAGUAUACCAGUUGAACUUGGAAACUUAACUCGACUAGAUGUUCUUGAUCUUUCUUCAAAUAAUCUAGUUUGGGAGAUUCCAAAAGAAUUCAGAAAUUUAAAUUCUCUGGAGCGUCUAAUUUUGAAUGGCAAUCAAAUUUCUGGUGGUAUACCUCUGGAAAUUGGAUUACUCACCGAAAUCAAGAGUCUUGAUUUGUCUACAAACAGGUUGGGCAAAUCAAUCCCUGGAACUCUAGGGAACUUGUUGCAAAUGUACAGCUUGAAUUUGAGCAACAACCACUUUACCCAAGAUAUUCCACCUCAGUUGGGGAAGCUAAGUCUACUGACAGAGUUAGAUUUGAGUCAUAACUUCCUCAGUGGAAAGAUACCCUCUGAAAUCUGUGUUUUAGAGGACUUGCAAAAUCUUAAUUUCUCCCACAAUAACCUCUCUGGGUUCAUUCCAAGAGAAUUUGAGAAGAUGCACUUGUUGAGUAUUGACAUAUCUGACAAUCAGUUGCAAGGUCCAAUUCCCAACACAACGGCAUUUCAAGAUGCUACCAUCGAAGAACUACGAGGGAACAAAGAUUUGUGUGGUGAUGUUAGAGGGCUACGACCUUGCAGAACUUCACCUGCAGCAAAAUGUGGCUUGAAAAAGGGUUGGAUAAUCUUUUUACAGUUUUUUUCCCUCUUCUAGGGGCUCUUGUUCUUUCUCUUGUGGUGAUCUGUAUACUCUUUAGUUCCAGAAGAACAAAGAGAGACUCACAAGAUAAAGAAAGUGGGAUGAACAAUGAAGAAUUUCUCUCGAUAUCAACUUUUAAAGGAAGAAAGAUGUAUGAAAAAAUCAUAGCAGCAACCAAGGAUUUUGAUGCCAAUCACUUCAUUGGGAAAGGUGGUUAUGGAAGUGUUUACAAAGCUGAGUUAUCACCAGGGAAUAUUGUAGCAGUUAAGAAAAUCCACUCUAUGUAUACAGGUGAUAUAGCCAAUCAAAAAGAUUUCCUGAGUGAAAUACGGGUAUUGACAGAGAUAAAGCAUCGAAAUAUCGUGAAAUUUUUUGGUUUUUGUUCACAUUCUCGACACUCAUUCUUAGUCUACGAGUAUCUUGAGAGGGGUAGCUUGGCCGCAAUUCUGAGCAAUGAAGCAGGAGCAGUAGUGCUGGAUUGGAGUAAGAGAGUGAACGUCAUAAAAGGUGUGGCUCAUGCCAUGUCUUACAUGCACCAUGAUUGCUUCCCACCAAUUGUCCAUCGCGACAUAUCAAGCAAGAACAUCCUGUUAGAUAUGGAAUAUGUAGCUCAUGUCUCAGAUUUUGGAACUACUAAGCUUCUCAAGCCAGACUCAUCUAAUUGGAAUCAACUUGCAGGCACAUAUGGAUACGUUGCACCAGAGCUUGCUUACACAAUGAAGGUGACCGAGAAAUGUGAUGUGUAUAGCUUUGGGGUGUUGGCAUUGGAAGUCAUCCUAGGGAAGCAUCCCGGAGAUGUUCUCGCCUCUUUUUCAGGUUCAUUUGUAAGCAUGAACAUAGAGCUUAAUGAUAUGUUGGAUCCAAGGCUUCCAUUUCCCUCCCUAGAAGUUCGGAACAAAUUGAUUACCAUCAUGGAUUUGGCCUUUUUAUGCUUAGAUGCAAGUCCACAGUCUAGACCGAUUGUGUCUCAUCUUUUGUACAACUAAAUCUUGUCAUUCUUAAGUUUCUGAAUCUAUUGUUUGUAAGUUUUAUCCUGUUUGUACCAGCUUAGCUAAA